AAAGCCCUCCUCCUUCUCCUCGCCCUCCCUUCAUCCCUCCAUCUCUGUCUCGCCUUUGCCGCUCGCAGCCGCCGGGCUCUGCCUCGCCCGCCUCCCCUCCCCACCCUCCCCAUCCCCGCCGCCAGCCAUGGCCGACAUGAAGACUGGCAUCUUCGCCAAGAACGUCCAGAAACGCCUCAACCGCGCUCAGGAGAAGGUACUUCAAAAACUAGGAAAAGCAGAUGAAACUAAAGAUGAACAAUUUGAAGAAUAUGUUCAAAAUUUCAAACGGCAAGAGGCAGAGGGUUCCAGACUCCAGAGAGAACUGAGAGGAUAUUUAGCAGCCAUUAAAGGGAUGCAAGAUGCCUCAAAGAAGCUUACAGAGUCUCUCCAUGAAGUUUAUGAGCCAGACUGGUACGGGCGUGAAGAUGUGAAAAUGAUUGGAGAGAAAUGCGAUGAACUUUGGGAAGACUUCCAUCAAAAACUGGUGGAUGGGUCGCUGUUAACCUUGGAUACAUAUCUAGGACAAUUUCCUGAUAUCAAAACUCGCAUUGCAAAACGAAGCAGAAAGCUAGUGGACUAUGACAGUGCAAGGCAUCAUCUAGAAGCCCUACAGAGCUCAAAAAGAAAAGACGAAGGCAGAAUUACCAAGGCAGAAGAAGAAUUUCAAAAAGCACAGAAAGUGUUUGAAGACUUUAACACUGACUUACAAGAAGAGUUACCAUCUCUGUGGUCACGACGAAUUGGCUUCUAUGUGAACACCUUCAAAAAUGUAUCCAGCCUUGAAGCCAAGUUUCACAAGGAAAUAGCUUUACUAUGUCACAAACUAUAUGAAGUGAUGACAAAGCUGGGGGAUCAGCAUGCAGACAAGGCCUUCACCAUUCAAGGGGCACCAAGUGAUUCAGGUCCACUCCGCUUUGCAAAAACACCGUCACCGCCAGAGGAGGUCUCUCCCCUGCCUAGCCCUACUGCUAGUCCUAAUCAUAUGCUGGCACCAGCAUCUCCGGCACCAGCCCGACCUAAGUCACCCACACAGCUGAGGAAAGGUCCACCAGUUCCACCACUGCCUAAGCUCACACCCACGAAGGAGAUGCAACAGGAGAACAUCAUUAAUUUAUUUGAUGACAAUUUUGUCCCAGAAAUCAAUGUGACAACCCCAUCACAGAACGAAGUACCUGAAGCUAAGAAAGAGGAAUCUUUGCUAGAUUUGGACUUUGACCCUUUCAAGCCAGAAGUUGUACCAACAGGAGUUAGUCAUUCACCCAUGUCUCAGACAUUGCCAUGGGAUCUAUGGACGACAAGCAGUGAAUUGGUGCAGCCGGCAUCCACCACAGCAUUUAAUGGAUUUGCACAGGAUAGCACCAGAGCAAAGAAAGAAAACCAGAAUAUUCUAAGAUAAAAGGCCGAGGCUGAAGAAGCGCCACCUGGGGAACUUAAGGUCGAGGAAACUCCUGCUCCUGCUGCUGUUAUGGAAAAGGAGGCUGUCCCUGGUGAGCUUGCUGAACCAGCAGAGCAGGCUGUGGAGAGUGUCGAGGCGGGGAAUAAGGAGACUACAGGAGUUGCUGAGAAAGAAAAUGAGGUGGUACCUGUUGGUGAGGGGGCUGCGGCAUCAGAAAACAGUGUGGCCAUGGCAGCAGGCGGUGAUGGCACUGCUGCCACUGAGCGGGAUGUUGCUGAAGGUGACAAACCUCAGGGAGAAGAAAAGGAAUCUAAUGUGUCUCAGGUAACUCAUGUCACAACAAUCCCUUCAGUAGUAAUAGAGCCGGCAUCAAACAACGAAGGGGAGAGAGAACAUGAAGUCAUCAUGAAUGAGUCCAAAGAUGCCACAGCAGAGAUGGCACUCAGGACACUGACACUUCUCCCGGUGAAAUUUCCCAAGUUGGGAAGUGAUCAGAAACCUACUAAAGAAAUCCAGUCUGUACCGCCUAAAGAUCAGCCUGUUCCAGAAGAAGAUGCAGGUUCUGUGAUGCCACCUGGCUUUCUCUAUAAGGUUGAAGUUCUACAUGAUUUCGAGGCAGCUAACAGUGAUGAACUCAAUUUAAAACGAGGAGAUAUUGUACUAGUAAUUCCUUCUGAGACCACAGCUGAUCAGGAGGCUGGCUGGUUGACUGGCAUUAAGGAAUCUGAGUGGCUUCAGUACAGAGAUGCAAAUAGUUAUAAAGGACUUUUCCCAGAGAACUUCACGCGCCAUCUGGAAUAAUUCUCCCAGGCAGAUGAACGUGAUAUGAAGCUCAGUCAGUAGGUUUUUAACCUCUUUGAAACACAGGAGCCCAUCUUUUGUAGUUUAAGCUAUUAAUGGUUUACAGACUGGUGUCAGACAAAGCUUGUUGGAACAUAUUGAAAUGAGUAUGAAUGCAAACAGUUAAGCUAGCAAUUUCUGAAGCAGUACAUGGGAAAAAAAAAUUAUAUAAAAAUGUCCUUAUUUGUUAAUAAGUAUGUGGCGACAGGUUUGUUUGUGCUUUGUCAGAGCUAUGGUGAUCCUGUAUUUGGUCCUUUUCCAUGAAAUCUGAAAUUAGCUUCCUGAAUACCAAAACCUUAACUUCUCUGCACUAAGUGUAUUGUAUUGAGUUGCACUGCAGAAGAUUUAAUUAAUUAUCCUGUAGUUAUGAGGUCAAACUAUUAUAAAUUUCAUGUGUUUAAAAAAAUAAUUAACUACUGCAACAUUUUUCAGUGUUAUUUUGGACAUGCAUAGUAUAUACACAAGAACUUAUAUGUGUAUAUAUAAGUGCAUAUGUCUAUAUAUGCAUUUGCACAACUUCAUGGUAGUUCUUUGGCUGUGUAGUAUCAUCCAGUACAUGCAUUGCUCUUUCACUGUCUGGCAUAACAGGAAAAGGUUUUGUUUCAAAGCAAAACUAGCUGCUCCAUUGCCAAAACAUAUUACAGUAUCUGUGUUUGUAAUGUGAAAUUUUCAUUCUUAGAUAAUGAAUAACAUCAUGUUCAAAGCUGCUAACCUUUGAGAAGGCAUGGCUCAGUCUCCUCUUUCACUGCAGUAGUUACAAUGAGAUAAAUCUGGAGGAGGAGCUCUUAUGAUGCUAAUCUAUACUUUUUUAUUUAAUUGGCUGAAUACAUUUUAAAAAAAGAAACAGAACUAAUCUCUGAGAAGAAAGAAACACAAUAUAUUUUCACUAUAUGUAUUUAUGCAGCUUACCUUUUAAAGUAAGAUAUAUAAUGUAUCCUGUAUCAAAAAGUCAUCUGUAACUUAUGUUUUCCAGUGCUGUGUCAUUAAAAAUAAACCUUUGGUCCAAAGAA
This is a messenger RNA of Chiroxiphia lanceolata (lance-tailed manakin), 3228 nucleotides long. RefSeq names its product amphiphysin-like. The record is from RefSeq and is a predicted model, not a curated record. Gene Ontology annotation, molecular function: phospholipid binding; protein binding. NCBI's taxonomy places the organism in Eukaryota, Metazoa, Chordata, Aves, Passeriformes, Pipridae. Gene Ontology annotation, cellular component: plasma membrane; synaptic vesicle; cytoplasm. Gene Ontology annotation, biological process: synaptic vesicle endocytosis.